Molecule: messenger RNA, 2265 nt
Organism: Mya arenaria
Lineage: Eukaryota; Metazoa; Mollusca; Bivalvia; Myida; Myidae
Exons: 14
Coding region: 1-2265 (754 amino acids)
Source: RefSeq, a predicted model, not a curated record
AUGCCACUGACAAAAGAGGGCUUGGAAAAGGCUAAGAAGAGGCGUAAUGAGAGACUCUCUGGGUGGAUAAGAGAUGUGAGACAAGAGAACGAGUUUGGUAUACCACGCCUGCAAAACCAAUUUAGACACAUUUUCCAAAAAAUCGAAUGGGUGCCGAAAACAAAGGACAAAAUAAAGACCAAAGAGGACAUUGGCAAUGGUAAAUCGAUUGAAGAGCAAAGUAUUAUGGUAGAUAUGAAGAGCACGGGCCCUGGCACGGUCAGCAGGGAGCUGUUCACGUGCCCGCUGGAGGAUUACCCUAUCCACGACUCCAACAGCAGUAACCUCAGCUCGAGUAUCGGACACAGCCGCGAGGAGAUCAGAGUAUCGGAAAGGAAGACUCCGUUUAAUAAAACACCUCUUCUAAUUGCGGACGAUAACUUGACCGAGAACUUCAAAUCGCGCCAAAACAGCACGAUGCCGGGUCAUCUUAAGGGCGCCCAGGGUCGAUGGCCGUCCAUCCUGCAAGAAAUGCCAUCCUUUCAAAAGCGCUGCGAGUCUAUACGCUUUAAACGGGUUGUUGCGCUGGCGCUGAAACGAGAAAAGCGAGAGAAGCGGAAGCGGAGUCAGGGGACGGCGCAGGUGGCCAACAUCACGGAGGAGUGGGAGGAGGAGGAGCAGACGGAGGAAGUGGCACCUCUACAAAGCGAUGCUCCGGUGAACCAACCGGCCCCGGACGGCCCGGAUGCACGGGAACAGAGACGGCUGUCUAUCGACAGCCAGAGUCAAAAGCUGUCCAUCUAUAAGAAACAACCCGCGAACAAAGGCGGGGGGCUCUUUAAAAUUCAAACGAAAGCCGGGCCUCUGGAAGUAAAGUUUGAGAGGCAGCGAAAGAAAACAAAUAAAGUCACAUCCAAGGUCGACCUAUCCGACGUUAAAAUGACGUCCGAGGAGCGGAGACAGGCGGUUUUAGAAAACUUCCGGCGGUUGGUUCGAAUCUUGAUCCACAUCCGCGUUCUCCUAAACGUGUCAAGGCUCCGUAUACAGGAGGAGGAAAAAUCCAAGGAGUUUAAGCGGUUUGAGGACGGUGUCGAGCUAUCGUUUGAUCCUAGCGACUUCAAGUCGGCCCUGAGUUACGGGGGGCUGAGCAGCAGGGCGCGGCACGCCCUCAGGAAGGACGGCCCCGACAGAACUGACGCGGACGCCAGGGUACUCAUGGACGUGAUGAUGCGACUCCCGAUGUUCGCCAAGUACCCGAAGUCUGUCCGUCAUGACCUGACGCGGACCAUGUGGUACGACGACUUUCAAGACGGACGCGUCAUCCUCCGUCAGGGGGACCCCGGAUCCCGGAUGUACUUCAUUGUUUCCGGGGAAUUGGAUCUCAUGCGCAGGGACGUUCUAGACACAGGAGAGGAAAUGAAAUACCACAUCAAAACACUUCGUGCGGGUGCGACGUUUGGGGAGUUGGCCCUGAUUCGCAACAUGAGGAGAGAAUACACGGCGGUAUGCAAAGGAAAAUCCGAGUUCCUGAGUCUGAGCGAAGCCGAGUUUAACCAGGCCCUGCGGUCCCACUGGGAGCGUGACUGUAACUUGCGCUUCGACUUCAUGCGGGGCUGCGAGCACUUUAAGGCGUGGACGGACCGGCAGCUCCAGAUAUGUGCAGAUUCCUCGGAUCUCAAAGAUUACAAGAACAAUACGGUGAUACUGGGAGAUAUAGACGGUCCCACUGACAGUGUGUACUUUGUUGUGAAGGGGCAAUGCGAGAUAGUCCGGCGGAUCAAGGUGGUUCGCCACCAGUCUCCUUACAUCCGCCCCAACAUCCUGCUUCCCAGCACAGCCUCCGGCCGUGAGGGGUUCCUCAAUAAGGCGUACGCCAGGAGCCGCCGUUUUGAAAGGGACGAGGUCCGGUUUCUCACUGUGACUACGCUUAUGGCCGGAAACUACUUUGGUGUAGGUGAGAAUCUGCGUGACACCUUUGUUUUGGCACGUGGAAAGACUCAAUGCGCCCUCAUCAACGUGGCUCAGUUUAGUAUCAUGGGGAAGUCAGAACAGCUGAGGCGCUUGAAAAGUAAGCGAGAAAACUCCAUCCCGAGCAACAAGACGCUUUAUGAAAAGUUCCAGGGCAACAGGAAAUGGUAUGAGUACAGAAACAAAUUGUUGCAAGAGGUUGUGGCCAGGAAGCGCAGAACAAAUACCGCCUCUUUCGACGAUGUCCCCAGAAGCGAAAUGACGAGACCCAGCAUACCGAAGGAUCUCAUUUAUUACAAACAUAAUUCGGCAAUUUAG